AUGCCUCUGCCACGCACCCUCUUCAUCACGGCCCUGGUCGUCGCCCCGCCAGGGUACUACGUUUAUUCAACCGUCAACCGCCUCGAAGCCAAGUACCCGCGCCUUCGGCCCGAAGCCGCCUCCACCACCGCGUUGCGCACGCCCGCCUUCCCAGUGACGCACCACACGCCUCACGUCGACAUCUACGGCGGGAAGCUGCCCGUGCGGGUGCUGCUCGAGCAGCACGCGCCGGACGGCCGCAAACUGAGCCUGGAAGAGGCGUGGGCGAAGCUCUUCUUCGAAUCGCCCACGCUCCGGCUCGAGGGCAAGCUGUUCGGCGGCUUCGCGCGCGGGCCCGGCGACUGCGGCGAGCGCGGCUUCCACCCCAAGCAACAGCUGCUCCACGGCGCCAUGGAGGUCAUCCGCGCGCCGUCGCCGCCGUCGUCGUCCGCGGCGGCGUCCCGCUUCCUGCGCCUCCCACUCGCCCAGCCCGCGCCGCUGCUCGUGCAGUGGACCUUCCCCCCGCAGGUCGUUGGCUUCGUCCACAAGGCCGCCGUCGAUUGGGGCUACCCGUGGCGCUUCAUGACCGGCGGCCGCCACGAGUUUGCCGUGGGCGAGCCCGACAACGACGGCCUGGUCGAGGUGCGCUUUGCGAGCGCCCAUGACUACGAGAGGGUAAAUCAAGAGGGACACAAGCAGAAGACGAUACCGGAGUGGACGGCGCGGCUGCACAGGGUCUAUGCCAUGUGGUUGCUGGACGAGAGGAUUGAAACUCUGAAAAAAAAGGCGGCCGAGGCGGAAGCCCGCGGUGAUUAA
This is a messenger RNA of Lasiodiplodia theobromae, 795 nucleotides long. RefSeq lists its product as uncharacterized. Lineage: Eukaryota; Fungi; Ascomycota; Dothideomycetes; Botryosphaeriales; Botryosphaeriaceae. The transcript has a single exon. The record is from RefSeq and is a predicted model, not a curated record. Bases 1 to 795 code for a protein of 264 amino acids.